UGUUUUAAUUAAUUGAUUGAUUGAUAGAUUGAUUAAUUGGAUUUGAUUUAAUUGUCAUUAUUUCACUAUUUUUCACAAUUUUUAAAAAAUCUGAUUUUUUUUAAAUUAAAAAUCCACAAAUUAAGAGCAAACAUGACAUCAAACAACAACACCAACAACUCCUCCACCACUGAUGACGACAUGAACACCACCAGCGAAGAAGUCAACACUAGUUCACUGGAUUUGCAACUAAUGGACGGAUCGCCAGAUCAAGUGAUUCCGGAAAGUGAUAACGAUUCGGGAAUUGUUGCCAUUGUUGGCAAAAACAAGCGAAUCGGUUCCACGGCUUCCAACUCGGAUGAAGAUCACAGUCUUAAGGAUAAGAUCAACCAAUCGGUAAACCAGUUGUUGAAUACAUACGGCGGCGUUGGUUCAGUAGUCAAACCACGGGUCAGAUUUGACGACGAAUUACCGCUUUCUGAACAAAAUAUGCGAAAGUCUUGUAAGAAAUUGUUUGAAACCCUUCGCAACAACCAAAACAGUUUGCCAUCAAAUGAAGAGUCGUCUUAUAAUAAUAAUAACAAAAGUCUGUUGCCUUCAUGUCAUUGUCGACACUUUGCGCCGCAAUCGGGAUCAUCGGUAACGGCCAACAACUCGUGCAACGCGUGCUAUACUAACGACUUAAGUGAAGAAUCAUUCGACGACAACGAACUACUGAUUACGACCUACGGUAGAGAUCAGUACCCGACUAACGGUUACAAUCGCCAAUCGGGUGCUGGCGGUAGACAUACCAAAUACCAUACGUUGGACAACCGGAAAAAACAUAAUAACCCGAACUUGUGGUCAUCAAAAGCCGGUGGCGUCAAAAGUGGUGGUAAAACUUUCGAAGAUAUUGUCCACCGAAAGUCGUCGCCAAUCGAUUGUAACGAAGCGCUCGAUAAGAUUAAGCGAAUGUCCGAUCGGCUCGAGUCGUCAUCGAUGGUCAAUGCUUUCGCUCGGCCGGCGUUCAUCAAGUCGGCCGAUUUUGGCCAAACAAUGGACACCCUAUACGAGACAAUAUUUCCGACGACAGAUAUACCAAAAGUGACAACAAGUCAGACGCCAAAAACUUCGGCGACAGUCGAGUCGCCCAAUAGUCAUGUAAAUCGUUGGCUGAACAGCAGUCCCAUCAACAGCGGCGGCAACAACAACAACAUCGACAGGCAUACUGACGAUGACUAUGUCAUUGAUGUCAAAGAGUUUAAUGUGUUGUCUGCCGUAGCCGUCGGCGCCAACAACAAUCGCUUUGCCUCUGACCCGAAGCCGCCGUGUUUUUUGCGGUCAAUACCCAACGAUAUACAUAAAAUCCAUUCGAUGAACAGUCCGUCGAAAGGUUCGUACAUAUCGGCCGAUCAAAUCUAUCCGGACAUGACCUCCAACUGUGGUGACGACAACAUCAAUGGACUGCCGGUUACGGAUGUAAUGAACCGGUCAUUUGACGAACGGACGGCUACGGCGGCUGACCAGCGAUUCAGUCAAUCGUAUUCAGCCGGCGAUGACAUGAAAAAAGGUAUACUCCGUAAUCGACUGAAAGGUGCCACCAGUGAAAUAGAUCUCAACAAAACAUCGUUGACCACCGCAUCGCCAAAAUCAAAGUCAUUUCUCCAACGAUUUAAGUCAGCAUUCAGCCGUGCCUUUACAUCAUCGACAUCCGCGUCCAACUCAUCAUCCUCUGCAGCCGACAACAAACAGUUUCAGAAACAGUUGGCCAUCAAUACAGUACACAAUAGUAAAAGUCAGUCGCAAUCGGAUCUGCGGAUUAAUUGCGAUCCGAAAGGUAGCCGAAUGAACCUCAACACUGGUGGUGGUAUGGAUAGCCAACGACACCAUCAUCAUCAUCGGGGGUCGGCAGCAGCCGAUAGGUCACCAUCGUUUGUCAAGAAUAUCCGAUCCCGGAUCAGUUUGCGUCGAUCAUCAAACAAAGUCAACUCACCCGACAAGGAUAGUAAGUCAACUAAUAAAGCAAUAAACAGUCGCCGAAGUUUAUUGAUGGACCAACGGUACAAUAAUUCUUCAAUACCAUCAUCAGCAACGACAUCGACGUUGUUGUCGUCACCGAAACACCUGAGCUUAUCAUUGGCAACGGUAGACAACAUUGUGGGUAACAAUGACGGCGACCACAAUAACCGGGUUUGGGGCGAACUAAUUAAACUCAAUUCGGAUUCAUCGCAAGUAAUCCAAAUCCGUCGCCAAACUGGCCAUCCGUUCGGCUUUUUCGUUGCCCGCGGAACAGUCAAUCAGGUCAAAGGUGUUUUCGUGUCGCGAAUGAAAGACGAAGAAACCCAGAAAUGUCUGACCGGUGUCCUAGAAAUUGGCGACGAAAUACUGGCCAUUGACGGCGAAUCGGUUAAAGAGGCCAACAUUAUGCGUAUCAAUCAACUAAUUGCCAACAAAGAUACCAUUAGACUAACGAUUAUUCCUUAUAUGAAUAAUAAAUAUUUUUAG
Messenger RNA from Oppia nitens, 2463 nucleotides. Its product is annotated as probable serine/threonine-protein kinase DDB_G0282963. Gene Ontology annotation, cellular component: cell cortex; apical plasma membrane; nucleus. Gene Ontology annotation, molecular function: protein kinase C binding. Bases 133 to 2463 code for a protein of 776 amino acids. The record is from RefSeq and is a predicted model, not a curated record. Gene Ontology annotation, biological process: regulation of cellular localization; establishment or maintenance of cell polarity; centrosome cycle. NCBI's taxonomy places the organism in Eukaryota, Metazoa, Arthropoda, Arachnida, Sarcoptiformes, Oppiidae. The transcript has 4 exons.